This is a messenger RNA of Plasmodium reichenowi, 537 nucleotides long. Its product is annotated as reticulocyte binding protein 2b. The transcript has a single exon. The record is from RefSeq and is a predicted model, not a curated record. NCBI's taxonomy places the organism in Eukaryota, Apicomplexa, Aconoidasida, Haemosporida, Plasmodiidae. The annotation marks the transcript as partial.
GAAAGAAAACAUGAAAUAGCAUCAACAUCGGCAAAUGAUUCUGAUUUAGAGUUGGAUCAUUUGAAUAGUUAUUCGGAUGCAUCUAUAGAUAAUUUAAAGGUUUAUAAUAAUAUUAGAGAAUUAUAUACAUAUGUAACACACAUUCUUAAAUAUUUAGAUAAUAUUCAAAAACUUAAAGGAGAUUGCAAUGAUUUAGUAAAGGAUUGUAAAGAAUUACGUGGAUUGUCUAGGGAAUUAUAUGAAUUAAAAAUACAAAUUACUAGUUUAAGUGAUAGAGAAAAUGAUAUUUCAAAUAAUAUUAAUAUUGUAUCUAAUAAAUUAAAUGAAAUAGGUGCUAUGCAAUAUAAUUUUGAAAAAUAUAAAGAAAUUUUUGAUAAUGUAGAAGAAUAUAAAACAUUAGAUGAUACAAAAAAUGCAUAUAUUGUAAAAAAGGCUGAAAUUUUAAAAAAUGUAGAUAUAAAUAAAACAAAAGAAGAUUUGGAGAGAUAUUUUAAUGACAUAAACAAAUUAGAAGAAUCUCUUAUAUUAUCAUCUGAU